Messenger RNA from Anolis sagrei ordinatus, 2284 nucleotides. It is a transcript of the gene TMEM54, whose product is annotated as transmembrane protein 54. The record is from RefSeq and is a predicted model, not a curated record. Lineage: Eukaryota; Metazoa; Chordata; Lepidosauria; Squamata; Anolidae.
GCUCUCUUCCACUCUAGGAUCCUAUGAGUCAACCCAGCUUGGAAGCCGAGGCCUGCCUUGCUCCUCAGGACGCUCCUCAGGACGUGCCAAGUCAAGCUGAUACACCUGGGGAGCCAGUCAGGAAGAGCUGGCGCAGAGGUGCUCCUGGGAGGGUGGGGCUUGGCAGGUGAAUCACUGGCUCCUGCGGGAAGGAGAAGGUGGAGUUUGGGGGCCCUUUUGUUCUGCAGAGCCUGGAGAGCUGGUCAGACAGGAAGAGCUGACUCCUUGCAGCAGCAACAGGAGAGGAAAGAGGAGGCUGGCCAGAAGAAGGAGCUUGGAUGGUGGUCCAGGUGUGCCAAAACCAGGCGCAUGAAUGGGGCGAUGAGGAGUCAACACUGAUCGGAUGCUUUAGGGCAGUUUGGAUGGCCUGAUCUCCUAAGAACUACCAUGUGUCGCCUGGACCACCUAAGCCCAAGUUGCACCCAGAAGCUCCUGAUGAAAACGGGCCUCAUCCUAAUCGUCAUCGGCCACCUCAACUUCAUCACCGGAGCUUUGGUCCAUGGCACAGUGCUGCGCCACAUCGCCAACCCCAGGGACACCAUCUCCUUGCAGUACGCCGUCUCCAACAUUGUGACCGUCGUCUCCGCCAUCUUGACAAUCUCCUGCGGCAUCGCAGCCAUUGUACUCUCUCGAUACAUCUCCCGGAAACCACUGAAAUGGGCCGUCUUCUCCCUGAGUGUGGGCAGCACCCUGCUCUCGCUCUUCUGCUCCGGAGGGCUGGCGGUGGCCAUCGUGGUGACCUUUGCCAACCAGGGCCGCACCCUCCUGGAGCUCUGCACCUUCGCCAACGUGGACCUCAUCCAGAUCUCCCAUGAGUGCCCCUUCGAUCCCACCCGUGUCUAUAGCUCUGCCUUGGCCCUUUGGGGGCUUUCCUUUAUCCUGGACUCCAUUGAGAUCGUCUUCAGCAUCCGCUGCUUAAUCAUCGUUUCGGGGCUCCUCAACUUGAAGCUCUGUUGCAAAGGGACGCGCAAGAAGAAGGUCUCGCUGCAGCUGGUCCCAGUGGAGAACAGAGAUGCCAGCGAAGGACGGGAUCUUUUGAGGUUGGAGCGAGUGGAGACCGUGUGGCUGUAGAGCCGAACAGCUGCAGCCAAGGCGUGACCACAAUUUCGGAAAGACCUUGGACAAUGCAAGGACACAUUCAGCCUUGAAGAUGUCUCACUCCGAAAAGGACAGGAAGGAAAUUUAGUGGACAUUUGCAUCCGCUGGGGUUUGCUCCCAGCAUACCAAAAUCUGUGGAUGACCCAGUCCCAUAAUUACAGUAGAGUCUCGCUUAUCCGACAUAAACAGGAUGACAGAACAUCGGAUAAACGAAAAUGUCAGAUAAUAUGGAGUCCCUUACUGUUACCCGUCCAAUGUGGCACUGGACACCUAGAAUAUUAACAGAGACUCAAAGGUUUAAGGCAAGGCAAUGCCUCGGGCUACAACGUCCCAGAAGGAAGUGCCCGGAUUCAGAAGAGGAAUGUGGAAAUCACAGAGGGAAGGAGGGAGGAUGCUUCUGCUUCCAGUCGUGCCUCUUUUCCUCUUUUCCUUCCUCUGCCUCAUCUUGCCUCUUUCACUUAUUGAGAAUGGAGAGAGUUAGGGAGUGCACCUUUAAUUGAAGGGGAAAUGCUGGAGGAUAAGAGCGGUGGAUAAGACGGAAUGUCGGAUAAGUGAAGGUCGGAUAAGAGAGACUCUACUGUAUAUACAUUAUAUAAAAUAGCAAAUAACUCAAAUGAAUACCAGGGAGGAAUGAAGGAGCUAUGAAACAGUGGGAGGCAUCAGCAUUGAGCAAGAUCAAGAUUUAGGAAAAAAUUAAGAAAAAUUCCUUUGGAUGCAGGACUUAUGGAUAGGGAGGACUCAACUGUAUUCAAUCUCCAUUGUGGAUGAAAGUCUGGAGAUCAGCAACUAAGCCUCCAAUGGAAAACAUAGCAAAAUAUCGCUUUCCAUCAACCUGAAUCUCCCCAAAUUUUGUUCCGUUCCCCUCUCUCUGUGUACUUUUAAUACUCUGUACUUUUCAAUUCUUUUCAUUCUCCGGAACCGAAGGCAGAGCAGCCAUAAACCUCUGUUGUGAUCCGACGGACUUAUGCACUGAGACAAAACAACCCUUCUUGCAUUUCCUUUUCAAUUUUUUUAAUUUUGAAGGUAUUAAAAAGAAACAAACAGCCCCACAAUUGCCGCUGCCCGCUCCUCUUGGCAUGCACCCUGGUGAUAAGUGGAUUGUAAUAUAUAUAUUACAUAUAUAUAUUAAAAAUAUUUUUUUCAAACA